Molecule: messenger RNA, 252 nt
Organism: Cercopithifilaria johnstoni
Lineage: Eukaryota; Metazoa; Nematoda; Chromadorea; Rhabditida; Onchocercidae
Source: the annotation of a GenBank genome assembly
AUGAAAGAAGAAAAUGAGAAAUUUGAUUUGAUCAAUUAUAAAUUGUCAAGAAAUUCAUUACAACGAUCAUUAUCGUUGAAUGAUGAAGAUUUAACACGAAUAAGAUAUUGUGAUAAUCAUAUUGCUACCACUUCAACAUCUCUUAGUACCACUGCAUCUAUUCCACAAAAUUCGCUACAAUCUACAUCACUAAUCCGUGGUUCCACUACGGAAUCACUGCCAUGCCAUCCACAAAAUGGUAGGAAUGGAUAA